AAAGCAGUCGCAUUGUUGCUCGCUGCACACGGUGUUUUGCGUUGUCUGCAGGCACAUCGAAUACCUUCUGUCUGUAGGGACGAUGGUAGUUUUUCAAUUUGUUUAACUGUAAACGCUAUAGAUCCCCCCUUUUUAUUUUCAGUCAUUGCUAGCACAAGGUUAGGUGUUUUUAUAAGCUGAGGACAAAAAUGAACUCCAACACGCACGUCAUCCAGGUGACAAACGUCUCACCGAGCACGACGUCCGAGCAGAUGCGAACUCUGUUCGGAUUCCUUGGAAACAUUGAGGAGCUCAAAUUGUUUCCACCCGAUGACUCUCCCUUGCCUGUGACUUCACGUGUCUGUUUUGUAAAAUUCCUUGAGUCUGAGUCGGUGGGAGUUUCCCAACACCUGACCAACACCGUCUUCGUGGAUAGAGCCUUGAUCGUGGUCCCUUUUGCUGAAGGAGUCAUUCCCGAUGAAUCUAAAGCAAUGUCGCUGCUGGCUCCCGCCAAUGCUGUGGCAGGAAUGAUGCCUGGUGGAGGCCUUCUCCCAACACCUAAUCCUUUGGCAUCUAUGGGAGGGACACCGUUUGGAGGCCUUGGUGCUCCCAACAUGGAGCAAAUGGCUGCUAUGGGAAUGCCGGGACCUAACAUGAACCCUCAGGCCCUGUCUGCAGACUUCCUGAAGCUCAUGCAGUCCAUGGACCCCAAAUUGAAUCCAUUAGCGGCAGGACUGAACUUGAAUCCCGGGCUGAAGACUGAUGCCUCUAACAAGGAGAUUGAAGAGGCCAUGAAGAGAGUCCGAGAGGCCCAGUCCCUCAUCUCAGCUGCCAUUGAACCUGGAAAUAAGAAGGAUGACAAGCGCAAACAUUCCCGCUCCCGUUCGCGGUCUCGACGUAGACGCUCCAGAUCUCGCUCCAGACAUAGGCGUUCAAAGAGCAGAUCUCGGCGUCGGUCUCAUUCAAGGAGUCGAAGGAGGUCCAAGAGCCCUCGAAGGAGGAGGUCGCACUCUCGGGACCGAAGCCGCCGCAGUAGAUCAAGGGACAGGAGGAAGGAAGAGAAGUCCAAGAAAAGGUCCAAGACGCCCCCGAAAAGCUACAGCAGCGCUCGGAGGUCUCGGAGCAUCAGUCGGAGGCACAGACGGAGUCGCAGUGCUUCUCGCUCCCCGAGGAGGAGGCCGUCCAGAUCCCCAUCACCCAGACGCCACAAGAAGGAGAAGAAGAAGGACAAAGAACGUGAGAAGGAGCGGGACAGAGACCGGAGAGAGGACAGGGACCGCAGUCGAGACGAACGAGAACGCUCAACCAGUAAGAAGAAGAAGAGCAAAGACAAGGAGCGCGAUCGAGACCGCAAAUCUGACAGUGAGAAAGGAGACGUGAAGGUUCUGUCACAGGUGACCCGAGGACUAUGAUGAAGAGAACAAGGUUAUGAUAGUGAAAAGGAGAAGAGGAGGAGGAUGAUGAGAGGAAGAGUGACUCCGACUCUGUCUCAUCCCCCAAAGGCCAUGAGGAGAUCGAGCGAUCCGAGGGCCACGUCCCCAAAAAGUCCAAGCUGAACGGAGACGACCACCAUCAGGAAGACAUGGAAAUGAGCGACUGAGUCGGGUGGCCACGUUUUUACACUGUUCUGUUGAGGCCACAAUAUGUCUGUGCCUGAUCACUCGGUUCAACUUGGUUUUAUAUUUGUUUGUUUUUUUUGUCAUAACUGUAGAGAUGUUGGAUUAGAAAAUGCAGUCGGAUCAUUUUUGUAAAGACAACAAACUUCAUAACAAUGUGUCGCUGUACUUUUGUAGGAUUUUAAUGUUUUGUGAGGGUUUGUUGUCUUUCUAUUCAAAAUUGUCCUGAAAGUAAAAUUCCGAGGAUUUUCAGUAAAGUACAACAUCUGUAAAUAUUACUUGUCAAGGAUCAGUCCUCUUCUUAGACUUAGCUGCUCACCACCUUGCACCGUAAGUUAUUUUCGGUUGCUGAAAGAUUUUACUUUGACUGUAAUGCAGACCUUAUUUACAACCCUUCGUAAGUGUACAUUGUCGAAUAAACUGUGUUGUUCCAAUACAACUAGA
Molecule: messenger RNA, 2039 nt
Organism: Salarias fasciatus (jewelled blenny)
Lineage: Eukaryota; Metazoa; Chordata; Actinopteri; Blenniiformes; Blenniidae
Gene: srsf11
Product: serine and arginine rich splicing factor 11
Exons: 12
Coding region: 189-1391 (400 amino acids)
Cellular component (GO): nucleoplasm
Molecular function (GO): RNA binding
Source: RefSeq, a predicted model, not a curated record